Molecule: messenger RNA, 2077 nt
Organism: Cebus imitator (Panamanian white-faced capuchin)
Lineage: Eukaryota; Metazoa; Chordata; Mammalia; Primates; Cebidae
Gene: UTP6
Product: UTP6 small subunit processome component
Exons: 17
Biological process (GO): maturation of SSU-rRNA from tricistronic rRNA transcript (SSU-rRNA, 5.8S rRNA, LSU-rRNA)
Cellular component (GO): Pwp2p-containing subcomplex of 90S preribosome; small-subunit processome
Molecular function (GO): snoRNA binding; protein binding
Source: RefSeq, a predicted model, not a curated record
GGGACCUAGGGAGCACAUUACGUCGGGCGCGCGGGGUACGGCUGCAUCUCCGGACUGGGCGCUUCCUGUGGGUGUUCGCUGUCGAGAAUCUCUCCACCGGGUUGUAGAGUUCGGACCUCAUGGCAGAGAUAAUUCAGGAACGCAUAGAAGAUCGGCUCCCGGAAUUGGAACAGCUGGAGCGCAUUGGACUGUUCAGUCAUGCGGAGAUUAAGGCUAUCAUUAAGAAGGCUUCCGAUCUAGAGUACAGAAUCCAGCGAAGAACCCUUUUCAAGGAAGACUUUAUCAAUUAUGUUCAAUAUGAAAUAAAUCUUUUGGAGCUGAUCCAGAGAAGAAGAACACGCAUUGGAUAUUCAUUUAAGAAGGAUGAGAUUGAGAAUUCUAUUGUACACCGGGUACAAGGUGUUUUCCGACGUGCCUCAGCAAAAUGGAAAGAUUUUACAGUUGGUAAAGUUAGGCUACAUAUUACUUAGAGAGUAAGAUCAAUGAUUUCUCUGUGCUGGAAGUAGAAAUAUUUUCCUUUUUUCCAGGCUGCUAAAACUCAACUUAGCAAGGUAUUCUCUGCCAUGUUGGCCAUUCAUUCCAACAAGCCAGCUUUGUGGAUUAUGGCAGCCAAAUGGGAAAUGGAAGAUCGAUUGUCUUCAGAAAGUGCAAGGCAACUAUUUCUUCGGGCACUGCGCUUUCAUCCAGAGUGCCCAAAACUUUAUCAAGAAUACUUUAGGAUGGAACUGAUGCAUGCUGAAAAACUGAGGAAGGAAAAGGAAGAAUUUGAAAAAGCCAGCAUGGACAUGGAGAAUCCUGAUUAUUCUGAAGAAAUCCUCAAGGGCGAGUUGGCACGGAUCAUCUACAAAAAUUCUGUAAGCAUAAUUAAAGGUAGCCUUCAGGAUCUACACACUGAUGAUCCUUUCACUUGGGAUUAUGUGGCAAGGCGAGAAUUAGAGAUUGAGUCACAGACAGAAGAGCAGCCUACGACGAAACAAGCCAAAGCAGUAGAGGUUGGCCGGAAGGAGGAGAGGUGCUGUGCUGUAUAUGAAGAGGCAGUGAAGACUCUGCCAACAGAGGCCAUGUGGAAGUGUUACAUCACCUUUUGCUUAGAACGAUUUACUAAGAAGACAAAUAGUGGAUUCCUCAGAGGGAAGAGGCUGGAAAGAACCGUGACUGCAUUCAGGAAGGCACAUGAACUCAAGCUUCUGCCAGAAUUCCAAUACGAGCAGUUGAUUAAGUCCUUGCUGAGUCAUAACUUCCUGAAAGAAGCUCUGGAGGUGGCAGUAGCUGGAACUGAAUUGUUUAGAGACUCUGGGGCAAUGUGGCAGAUGAAGCUGCAGGUGCUAAUUGACUCAAAGAGCCCUGACAUAGCCAUGCAAUUUGAAGAAUCCUUUGUGCACCUGAAACCCCAGGUUUGUCUGUCAUUGUGGAUUUCUUGGGCGGAGUGGAGUGAAGGUGCCAAAAGCCAAGAAGACACUGAGGCAGUCUUUAAGAAAGCUCUGUUAGCUGUCAUUGGUGCCGACUCAGUAACCCUGAAGGAUAAGUACCUGGAUUGGGCUUAUCGAAAUGGUGGCUACAAAAAGGCCAGAGCUGUGUUUAAAAGUUUACAGGAGAGUCGUCCAUUUUCAGUUGACUUUUUCAGGAAAAUGAUUCAGUUUGAAAAGGAGCAAGAAUCCUGCAAUAUGGCAAACAUAAGAGAAUAUUAUGAGAGAGCUUUGAGAGAGUUUGGAUCUGCAGAUUCUGAUCUUUGGAUGGAUUAUAUCAAAGAAGAAUUGAACCACCCCCUUGGUAGACCUGAGAACUGUGGACAGAUCUACUGGCGAGCGAUGAAAAUGUUGCAGGGAGAGUCAGCAGAGGCAUUUGUAGCUAAACAUGCUAUGCAUCAGACUGGCCAUUUGUGAAGAGGAAGAAUACAACCAGCUUUGUGAAAUAGUAUUGCAAGCAAGCCCUGUGGGCAAAUUUGUAUUAUGAGUCCAUCUGUAAUUUGCUCAGUGAUGGCAGACAAGAUGGCUGUCUGGUUUCGAGAUACACUUUAAUUUUAUGUUAGCUUGUUAGUCUUUUUUAAAAAUUAAAAAAAAAAAAAUUGUGAUUGAGA